Monoraphidium neglectum is the source of this 597-nucleotide messenger RNA. RefSeq lists its product as hypothetical. The record is from RefSeq and is a predicted model, not a curated record. Lineage: Eukaryota; Viridiplantae; Chlorophyta; Chlorophyceae; Sphaeropleales; Selenastraceae. The transcript has a single exon. The coding region runs from base 1 to 597 and encodes 198 amino acids.
AUGCUGUCUGUGGACAACCUGGAGGACGCGUAUGGCCUGUCAGAGGCCUUCAGCGCCCCCAACCUGGCCAAGCGCUGCGUCCUCUUCACGCUGCAGCACUACGCCGACCUGGUGGCCAGGUUUGGCGCGGACGGCUACUCCCAGAUGAUGUCCCGCAUGGUGCCGCAGUUGAGGGCGGGCCUGGUGGAGGACCUGCAGGCUGCGGCCGACGCGGCGGCGGCGGAGGCGGCGGAGGCGGCCGCGGCGGCGGAGGCGGCCGGGGAGGAGGAGGGGAUGAUGGUGGACGCGGCUGCGCUGGAGCAGCACCCGGCGUGGCGGAUGGCGCUGGACAACAAUGCGGAGGGCGUGCGCGGCGUCGCGCCGCCAGGCGUCGGCGGUGGUGGUGACGGGCAGCCGCAAGUGCUCAUCGGCGGGGCAGGCGGCGGCGUGGUGGUGCAGCAGCUGCUGCUCGGCGGCCGCGGGGGUGCAGGUGGCGGCGGCGGCGGGGGCGGAGGAGGAGCCCAACGGCAGCAGCAACAGCCGCAGCAGCAGCAGCCGCAGCAGCAGCAGCAGCAGCAACAGCAGCAGCAGCAACAGCACCGGCGGGCGCCCACGUAG